Molecule: messenger RNA, 3248 nt
Organism: Aedes aegypti (yellow fever mosquito)
Lineage: Eukaryota; Metazoa; Arthropoda; Insecta; Diptera; Culicidae
Product: F-box only protein 33
Exons: 10
Coding region: 324-1679 (451 amino acids)
Biological process (GO): positive regulation of protein ubiquitination; SCF-dependent proteasomal ubiquitin-dependent protein catabolic process
Cellular component (GO): SCF ubiquitin ligase complex
Molecular function (GO): protein binding
Source: RefSeq, a predicted model, not a curated record
GACUCACAACAAUGACAGAAGUAACAAAAACAAAAACUAAUUUUCACUAAUAAUUGAAAAAACGCAAAAUUCAUACAAAAUUUGUACUUUUCCGCUUCGUAAUAGUGCUGAAUUUGUGCAGAAGAAUCGUCCUCGGAAAAAGAAAGUCAUCACCUCCUCCCACUGCACAAAGAGAGAAAAGAAAAAAAAUCCAUAAUACAACAGCAAUCAGCUGCGAAGAAAAUAAAUCGAAAUCGAAAAGGUGAAAAGUGCGAAUCUCGUCUGGGAGCUGCUAAAAGAAGGAAGUGAAACGAAUCUACCAGGAGAGAGACGAAAGUUGUGCAAUGAGUAGGAGCCCAAACUGGGGCGAACUUCCGGCCCUUGUCCUGACGAAUCUGUUCCAGCAUCUGUCCUACCAUGACCGACUGCAGGUUUCGUCCGUUUGCUGGCACUGGCGAUCUGUCCUCUUUCAGCCGAGAUUCUUCAAAGACAUCCACUUCGAUGUGGCCCGAGAGAACAACAAGAAAAAUAGCUUUCUCUUACAAUCGUUGGCGCACAUCGUAAGUGAGGCGAGGAUUUCCUUCGAUUCUUGCAAUCUGUACGACGUUGAGUUGACUACGGAGAUUAUGUACAAACUCAGCAAAAGCUGCUGCCUGGUUAGCCUGUCAUUGCGUCCAAAAUAUGCCACCCUGGUUACUCCAGGACGUUUCUGCUCGGAAGAGGAAUGGAACUACAUUUAUAAGUUGUUUGUCGAGCCGAUCAAGAUUUUGCUAGGGCGUCAAAAUCCUCCGCUAAAGGAAUUGGAUCUGGGAUGUUCCGAAAUUCUGUCGCUGCAUGCUGCCGACUUCCUCAAUAGCUGCCCCCGUCCGCAAUUCCUCAAGCAGCUGGGCUUUGCCUCGGUCAAACAGGACCCCAGUCACUACGCGCUGAGCUCGAUCGAACCGAACCUGUUCGAAAAGUGCAACGGACUGCAGUAUUUGUCCCUGGACUACGACAUCCUGUGUGAUGACUUUUUGCAAACGCUGCAGCUGCUACCGCUCAAACGCUUGAUAAUUCACGUCCACGGACUGGACGAGGAGCAUCCGGGCGUGUCGGAAGGGGCUUGGGCCAGUUUUCGCGCCAAGAAUCCCCAGACGGAACUGCACCUGACGCUGGUGUGCGCUUACGAGGCGGUCGACAUUCUGCACAGUCACAUCCUGCGUCCGUCGAUGCCGUUGUCCCAUCUGAAGGUGCUGUUCUGCGAGAGGAUCAAUUGUGACGCCCUCGAGUAUCUCUCCCGCUACUACAAGGAAACUCUGAAGAGCAUGAUUUGGGUUGAUUCGAUGCGUAUCCAAGAGUAUCGUAACAUCAUGGAAAUGGUACUGCGCACCGAACAGGACCCGCUGGUGAUGAUGGCCUGGCGGUGCAAGAAGCUGGAGGAGAUCGUCAUUCACGGUUAUGUGCUGGAUCCGCAUAAUCUGGUUGGAAUUUCACGUCUACGGGGCAAGGAUCUGAAGGUGUUGGAGGUGUCCCGCAUUGACCUGUCGAUGCCCUCCGUCAUGAUAAAUCCGUUUAUUGAGGAAAUAAGCACCCAGCUGGGCCAGAACUGGGUCCCACUGGAUGCCAAAACCCUCCCGCCUGCCCUCGGGUUCUACCCGGUAUCGGAUGACGUUCGUGACCAAUAUAUCCUCCGGUACAUUCGCAACGGCGUUGCUGCUUAAGCUUCCCGGUUCACGGUGACCGCUUCAAACAAGGCACGGGAUGAAGAUCUGAAUCCGAUGUCCGGAUUUUUGUUGCCUACUUUACAUCGUCAGUUAGCUUUCGACCAGCAGGCCAAAACAGCACGCAAGGAGAAAACGUUUUAUUUUUUAUAAUGUAAGAUCGCUAGUUUAGCAAACACCUGUGCUCAAUGUGCAAAGUCGCAGACAAAAGUCAUCUCUACAUCAUAGGAAAUAAAAGUGAGAAAUUCGGCGCUUAGUGGUUGACGACGACUGCAAUCGAACCGGCAAGAACAUAAGGGUUGCAUUUCCCCCUACGAGAACAGCUUACCAGGAAAUACCACGUGUACCUACACACCUGCAGAGUCUCUUCAUCAAAGUGUGGCGCUUUAGUUAGAUCGCAUAGUUUAGGAGGACAAGUGACCGCGUAAGGCGAUAUAGUGCAAUCUGUUUUAUCUGAAAACCUAGAACGUAACAUUCAAGGAUGCUUAAUUAUAUUUUAGCCGAGUGCAUUGAAAACAACUCGACGACGACAAACAACACCCAAACGAAACGAAGCUCUGGUUCUAGAUGAAGUUGUUUAGAGCAAAAAGUGAGAUUUGUUAGGCGAAAAUGAAAGAGAGAGAGAGCGAAAAUUUAUUAGGUCGAUUAGUAGGUAUUAUUAGUAGGUCGAGAAAGAAGACAGAAUCGCGAGCGCACGCACGCACAGACACACACGUGUGAAAGUGUAGGCAAAUAUUAAGAUGUGAAAACAACAACGGAUCUGUGAUUUUAUAUUUUGCGGUUACGUUAUUUAUGUAUUUUUUCGGGAUUUAUUCAUCUACUUUCUUAUAUACAUGUGUGUUUUCAUCAAUAGGUUUAAAUUGUUGUUUUUUGUUAUACAUAUUUAUUGGGCAUAAGUUUAGGAAAAUGACACAAGGCAGCUGUGGAUAAUGGGAAUUGUUUGAUAACUCUAAAACGAUUAAGAUAUUCGUUCAACCAUAGAUUGUGGAAUUCGGUAGUUCAUUAUAAUUUUAGCUAAUCUAAGUUCUAUUCCAACAAGGACAAUUUUUCGUUAACAUGUAAUUCUAAACAAGACUCAGGAUUUUGUAAUUCUGAAUAACUCUCAGGCACUAACAAAUGUUGCAGAAUAGUAUCGCUAUGUUUAAAAACAUCUUUUUAAUCUUCGUUGGUCAGAACUAGUAAAACUUCAGAAACUAUAACGCGACUAUUCAAUGGGUUCUUCAAGAAUUUCUUCUCAGAUUCUUCGAGGAACAGCUUCACGAAUUAUAAUAAUGAUUGCUUCGGAGAUUUCAUCUGGAAUACUUUCAGGGACUCCUACCAGAAAACCUUCAUAGAAUCAUCUACCAAUUCUCCCAAAAAAAAAUUCCAACGAUUCUUCAAAGCAUGCUUAAAGAAAUUUCUCGAAAAUUUACUCCAGGAAAUUCUUGAUCACUCCAACGUUGCUACCUCCAGUAAUAUCCUCAGGGAACACUUAAAUUUUUCCUCCUAUGAUGUUCUCUAGAUUUUUUCCACUAAUUCUAUAAUCGAUUUCUCUAGUUGUUACUCUAGGAGAUCUUCCAAAAAUUCUUC